This is a messenger RNA of Durusdinium trenchii, 2961 nucleotides long. Lineage: Eukaryota; Dinophyceae; Suessiales; Symbiodiniaceae. The record is from the annotation of a GenBank genome assembly.
GUGAUUUCUGCCAUUUGCCCGGCAUUGCGAGCCUGGCACCAUGGCAUGACAAAGCCGUGCUGUGCUUUGAAAGUAGGUGACUUCAACGUCGUUUGCACUUUUGGAUCUUUGGCAAAUGCUUGGUAUGGCUACAAUGGCGUGGUCUCUGACGACUCAGCGAAUGUGAGUCCCCGCAGUGAGGCAGACGAGAAUCGACCACAAUCUGGGGAUGAGGAGCUCCUUCCCCUGCCACUCAACAUUACUUUUCCAAGACGCUUGCAGAGGGAUCCUUGUGGCGCGAGUGUCUCACUUGGACUAGGAAACCGCUUAGGGCGCCGGAGAGAGCCGGCAUUGGUGAGCCACUUCCUCUCGAGCUUUUGCAAGAUGGUUUGGCCCAAGCUCUCAGGUGCUGUGCAGAAGCUCAUGGAUGAGAGGGUGCAGGAGGCCUUGAAGGUGGCCAUCCAGAAGCUGCCAGAAUCCAUGAGAGGCGAGGUGCAGUACAACAUCAGCUUCGGUGAUUCGGCACCCAGCAUCACAGAUGUGUAUAGCUGGCGGCAGCAUCCGUGUGUCAAAGAUGGCAUCGAGGUUUGCGGAAAGAUGCACUGGGAUGCUGCAGUAGACAUGAAGCUGACCUUGGGGACAUGGAAGUUUGGUAUCAAUCGCAUUCUGAUCGAUGGUGUCGGGUGCAUCAUCUUCAGACCUUUGAUGGACCAGGCCCCCAUUCUUGGCGGCUUCCAUUUGUUUUACUGCAGUCCACCAGAACUUCGUGUUGGUCUUGUUGGCUUGGGCGGCAUCACCAGGUGGGCUGCCGUGGACAACACGGUCAGCGAAUUGAUGGCAGAAGCCUUCAAGAUGGUCAUGGUGCUUCCUCAGCGGAUGACACAGCGCUUUGCGAACACGAAGAUAGAGGACAUGCCAGACUUUCGCUGUCCACCACCUGUCGGUGUGCUUCGUGUCAAGGUCCUGGGAGCUCGCGGAUUGUUGGGGGUGGACUUGGGCUUUACUGGACGCACCAGCGACCCGUACUGUGUCAUUAGUGUUGGCAGCUGCAGUCAACGCACCUCUACAGAGUCAAGGACGCUGGAGCCUGAUUGGAGCAACGAUGAGGAAUUGUUCUUUUUGGUGUACCAUGAACGUCAAGAUCUAUUGCUGCAAGUUUUUGAUGAGAACGUUCUGAGACAGGACGUUCAGCUCGCCGAGCUUCCAAAGUCUGCCGGCCAGACAGUGGCCGACUUGGUAGCACGCUGUCCCUUGCCACGAUGGCUUGACCUAGAAGCAGAUGUCCAAGGAGGCGCAGUGCAGCUCCAGGCAUGGUUCGCAGACCUUUGCCCAACCUCCAGCAUCGGCUCGGCAGACCACACGUACGUCUUAGCCUUGAAGCUCUUCCACCUGAAGGGCGUUUCUGCUCCUGAAGCUCUUGGGGCAAAAGUCCGUCUCAGGAUUGGAGAUCUGGAGGUGCUCUCCAGGCCAUGUAAGGUCAUUGACCCGGGCAACGUGCAUGGUUUUGGCAAGAGGAUGUCCACGCAAAUCAAUGAAUUGCUGCAGAAGGGUGUGGAUUCCGCUAUCGUGGCGGAGGCUUUUAACUUGGACACCAGUGUCGUGGAGGAGGUGCAGCGUGUGCAGGGGAAGGAGCACAGCUGGUUUGGUUGGGAUGAGGCGCACUACCAUCUUUUGCCAGAGGAUGAGGGGGAGACAAAAAGGAAAACAGUGCAAUUGGAGGUCGCUUUGGCCAGCAAUUGGUCAGUUGAAUGGAGAUUGCUUGUGGAGGAAGAUUUGCAGCAAUUUUUGAUGCGUUGCAGGCAGCAGCGACCUUUGCCGUUGCCGUUCGAUCAUGGUGAUGGCAUAGGGCAUCUUGGUGUGUCGUUGGAAGUUUUGCAAGGCAACUUUGGAGAUGCUGAUUGAGUCGAACGCGGAACCGAUGGCUGAUUGACUCAAAGGUCCAAAAGGCCAGAAGGAGAACCAGCUUCAACGUGAAGGUCAUCUUGGUCAUCUCUGAGAGUCGUUCCCUUGGCCAUCUUGGCCAGAAAGAGCAAAUGGUUCGACAGCUGCAUUUCGGGGUGUGCAAGAAAGGACUCAGACCCGAGGGCAAUGGUUCGCAUGACGAUGGUGCCACUUUCUCAAAAUGAAAGUGAUUUUUCCACAUUAUUCCAGCGAGCAAAGACUCGAGAAAACAGAAGCGAGAUAUGUGAAAUGCGGAGAAGAAUGUAGAGGAAGAUGCAAGCCAGUGAACCGCAGAGAGCCCAUCCAGUCCGAAACCAGCAUCCUCUAAUACAAAUCUUAGUGCUCUAGAUUGUCGAUGUGCAUAUUGGUUGGAAGCGUUUUUGGCUUGCAGACACUUGGUAGAUUUGUCUCAUUUGCCCUAUGGCGCCUAGAGCUCUCCUUGGUGUGCUGCUCCUGAUCUUCGUGGAAGCAGACUUCUUGGCACCUUCGAAGGCACAAAAGGAGGACAACACCACUGCAAUUGCAAAUGCGACAGCCCCGCUGAAUAUAAUAGAGGAGGGCUCAUCGCUCUCGCUGCGGACCUGAAUCUUGUCUGACAUGUCAUUGUAUUUAGGCAGGGUACGCUCCAAAGUUCUUUUUUCCUGUUGCACAAGCUUUAAACACUUGUUGCCAAAGUUCAUCUUGCCGUGUGGGGAUGUUCACCGUAAUUAUUCAGGAUGGCUCAAAUUGAGGUCUGGGCUUGAAUCAACCUUGCUGGGUGAAUGCUCAGUGCUGCUCAGCACGCUGCAGUCCCAUCACCCGGCACUGCCGUCCAGUGCGCUGAGGCAAAGAGGCAAAUGCUUAAAUCGCCGGCACCAGAGUCACUCUGCUCGUUCAGUGCUGACUCCAGGGAUCUCUGUCAUGAUCACAUACGUAUCCAGUGAGAAUGGUUUUGAGGGCCCUUGAACAGGGUGACCGUGACCAGAUUUUAGUUUUGGUUUGAAACCAUCAGAGGCUUUGCUCUUUCGAUGUGAGCCCAGCCAUGUUGACAGACGUUGCAGG